Molecule: messenger RNA, 1664 nt
Organism: Larimichthys crocea (large yellow croaker)
Lineage: Eukaryota; Metazoa; Chordata; Actinopteri; Sciaenidae
Gene: wdr12
Product: WD repeat domain 12
Exons: 13
Coding region: 186-1457 (423 amino acids)
Biological process (GO): ribosome biogenesis; maturation of LSU-rRNA from tricistronic rRNA transcript (SSU-rRNA, 5.8S rRNA, LSU-rRNA); maturation of 5.8S rRNA from tricistronic rRNA transcript (SSU-rRNA, 5.8S rRNA, LSU-rRNA)
Cellular component (GO): preribosome, large subunit precursor; PeBoW complex
Molecular function (GO): protein binding
Source: RefSeq, a predicted model, not a curated record
GACGAACACAGAUCCGCAUCCUUGAUCGGCUGCUCUGUGCUCUGCUGCGGCGCCUUCCUUUAGUACCACAUGGCAUGAGUGACUGCGUGAGAGUCGGCUGUGUUAUGAAGGAGCAGAUUAACUAUUGAGACAUAUAUCAGAUUUUACAGUGUCGUGGCGUGUGUGAGAGAGAGAGACGAGCAGACAUGUCGCAGUUACAGGCGCGUUUCUUCACGGAGGACAAACGGUAUGUCGUAGAUGAUGUCCCCUUCUCCAUCCCUGCUGCCUCUGAAGUGCAGGACCUCAGCAAUGUCAUCAACAAGCUGCUGGAGGCUAGAAAUGCAUCUCACAGCAAAGUGGACUUCGACUUCCUGGUCAGGGGUCAGUUCCUGCGAACGUCGCUGUCCAGCCACAUGGAGACAGAAGGCAUAUCAACGGAAGACGUGGUGGAGAUCGAGUAUGUAGAGAGGAUCACAGCUCCAGAGCCAGAGGAGUGCAUGAUGCACGAUGACUGGAUCAGCUCCGUGCAUGCAGAUGCCGAAUGGAUCCUAACAGGCUCAUACGACAAGACGGCCAGGAUCUGGUCUGUGGAGGGCAAGGCGGUGAUGACAGUGGCCGGACACACAGAUGUGGUCAAAGAUGUAGCCUGGGUCAAAAGAGACGGUCUGACCUCUCUGCUUCUGACGGCCUCUCUGGACCAAACCAUCCUGCUGUGGGAGUGGAACUCCGAGAAGAACAAGGUGAAAGCGAGACACUGCUGUCGGGGACACACGGGGAGCGUCGACACUGUCGCCACGGACCCCACCGGCUCAAAGUUCUGCAGCGGCUCCUGGGACAAAAUGUUGAAGAUUUGGUCAGCAGUGCCCACAGACGAGGCAGACGAGGUGGAGGAGCCUGCUGACAGGCCCAGGAAGAAACAAAAGACUCAACAGCUCGGCCUCACCAGGACUCCCCUGAUGACGUUAUCUGGACACAACGAAGCAGUGUCCUCUGUCCUGUGGAGCGACAGCGACGAAGUUUGCAGCGCAUCAUGGGACCACACCAUCCGCAUGUGGGACGUGGAGACGGGAGGGAUGAAGACCUCGCUGGCGGGCAGUAAAGUGUUUAACUGUGUUUCCUACUCACCCCUGUGUCGACGGCUGGCCUCAGGCAGCACCGACAGACACAUCAGACUGUGGGACCCUCGCACCAAAGACGGGUCGCUGGUGCUGCUGUCGCUGACCUCCCACACCGGCUGGGUCACCGCUGUGAAGUGGGCGCCGUCACAUGAGCACCAGCUGAUGUCGGGUUCCCUUGACAACCUGGUCAAGCUGUGGGAUACCAGAAGCUGUAAAGCCCCUCUGUAUGACUUGGCUGCCCAUGAGGACAAGGUGUUUUGUGCAGACUGGACAGAAAGUGGGCUCAUGUUGAGUGGUGGGGCGGACAACAAGUUGUACACCUACAGAUACUCGGCCUGUGAGACGGAUAGGGGGGCAUAAUUUUCCGCAGAGAUGCACCUCAUCUAUCGACACGGACGUACACACACACCGCAUACAGCAUCAGCAUUGUGACAGGCACGCCGCUCUUUGUUCGUUGCCGUGCUCGUUAUUUUUUUAACCCCCUCUCUAUUUCUACACAUAUUUUCUUAUGGAUUGUUUUUGUUUUCUGUAAGGCGAGAAAAUAUAAAUUAAUUUUGUCUCCUAAAA